This is a messenger RNA of Meriones unguiculatus (Mongolian gerbil), 7224 nucleotides long. It is a transcript of the gene F5, whose product is annotated as coagulation factor V. The coding region runs from base 123 to 6794 and encodes 2223 amino acids. Lineage: Eukaryota; Metazoa; Chordata; Mammalia; Rodentia; Muridae. The transcript is spliced from 25 exons. Gene Ontology annotation, molecular function: copper ion binding. The record is from RefSeq and is a predicted model, not a curated record.
GGGACAGACGCACUGUCCUGCAGCCUCCCAGUCCUCCAGACAGCGCUCAGCAGCGACAGAGCGCGGAGCGCUGUUGGCUUGGCAGUGGCAGCGCGCCGCCGCCGCAGGGCAGGAAAGGGGCCAUGCUCCUAGUCUGCCGGCGCCUCUUCGUCCUGGUGGUCCUGGGCGCCAGCGGGGCGGGCUGGGGCAGCCACCGGGCAGAGGCUGCGCGGGUAAGGCAGUUCUACGUGGCCGCUCAGGGCACCCUCUGGAGCUACCAUCCUGAGCCCACAGAUCCCAGUUUGAAUUCUAAACCUUCCUUCAAGAAAAUUGUCUACAGAGAAUAUGAACCAUAUUUUAAGAAAGAAAAGCCACGACCUAGCACCUCAGGACUUCUUGGACCUACUUUAUAUGCUGAAGUUGGAGACAUCAUGAAAGUUCACUUUAAAAAUAAAGCAGACAAGCCAUUAAGCAUCCAUCCUCAAGGAAUUAAAUACAGCAAAUUUUCAGAAGGGGCUUCUUACCCUGACCACACGUUCCCUGACGAGAGACUGGAUGAUGCAGUGCCUCCUGGAGGAGAGUACAUCUACCAGUGGGUCAUCGGCGAGGACAGCGGGCCCACGCCUGACGACCCGCCAUGCCUCACCCACAUCUAUUACUCCUAUGAAAACCUGACCCAGGAUUUCAACUCAGGCCUGAUUGGACCUCUGCUUAUCUGUAAGAAAGGCACCCUAACUGAGGAUGGGAUGCAGAAGAUGUUUGACAAGCAACACGUGCUAAUGUUCGCUGUGUUUGAUGAAAGCAAGAGCUGGAGCCAGACACCAUCCCUAAUGUACACGGUCAAUGGCUUUGUGAAUAGGACAAUGCCAGAUAUAAGAGUCUGUGCCCAUGACCAAGUCAGCUGGCAUCUGAUUGGCAUGAGCUCAGGGCCAGAGUUGUUCUCUAUUCACUUCAAUGGCCAAGUCCUAGAGCAGAACCAUCACAAGGUGUCCACCAUCAAUCUGGUCAGCGCGACAUCUACGACUGCAAACAUGACUGUGAGCCCAGAAGGAAGAUGGAUUAUUUCUUCUCUCAUCCCCAAGCACUAUCAAGCUGGGAUGCAGGUGUACAUUGACAUUCAAAACUGCCCGAAGAAAACCAGGAAACCCAAUACGCUCACCCGAGAGCAGAGGCGGCACAUGAAGAGGUGGGAAUACUUCAUCGCUGCCGAGGAAGUCAUUUGGAAUUACGCACCCGUGAUACCCGCGAACAUGGACAAAAAAUACAGGUCUCUGCACUUGGACAAUUUCUCCAACCAAAUUGGCAAACAGUAUAAGAAGGUUAUCUACAGGCAGUACGAAGAGGAGACCUUCACCGAACGCACGGAGAGUCCCGGUGUCAAACAGAGUGGGAUUCUGGGCCCCAUUAUUCGAGCCCAGGUCAGGGACACACUCAAGAUUGUGUUCAAAAAUAUGGCCAGCCGACCCUACAGCAUUUACCCUCACGGGGUGACCUUCUCUCCUUACGAAGAUGGAGUCAACUCUUCCUCCACCUCAGGCAGUCACACCAUGAUCAGACCAGUCCAACCAGGGGAAACCUACACUUACAAAUGGAACAUCCUGGAGUUUGACGAACCCACGGAUAAUGACGCCCAGUGCCUAACAAGGCCAUACUACAGUGAUGUGGACGUUACAAGAGACAUUGCCUCCGGCCUAAUAGGGCUGCUUCUAAUUUGUAAGAGCCGGUCCCUGGACCAGAGAGGCAUACAGAGGGCGGCCGACAUCGAACAGCAGGCAGUGUUUGCUGUAUUUGAUGAGAACAAGAGCUGGUACAUUGAGGACAACAUCAACAAGUUUUGUGAGAAUCCUGAUGAGGUGAAGCGCGAUGACCCCAAGUUCUAUGAGUCCAACAUCAUGAGCACUAUCAAUGGCUACGUGCCUGAGAGCAUAUCCACUCUAGGAUUCUGUUUUGAUGACACUGUCCAGUGGCACUUCUGCAGUGUGGGAACUCAAGACGAUAUUUUGACCAUCCACUUCACUGGACACUCAUUCAUCUACGGGAAGAGGCACGAGGACACCUUGACCCUGUUCCCCAUGCACGGUGAAUCCGUGACUGUCACAAUGGAUAACAUUGGAACUUGGAUGUUAGCCUCCAUGAAUUCCAAUCCAAGACACAAAAACCUAAGACUGAGAUUCAGGGAUGUUAAGUGUGUUCGGAAUGACGACUACGAAGACCCAUAUGACAUUUAUGCACCUCCUGCACCUACAUCCAUGACAACUAGGAAAAUUCACGACUCCUCUUCAGAAGAUGUGCCUGGCAUAGACGAUGAUCUUGAUUACCAGUAUGAUUUGGCUACAUUACUGGGAAUUAGGUCAUACAGAAACACAUCAUUGAAUCAGGAGGAAGAUGAGUUCAAUCUCACUGCUCUUGCUCUGGAGAACAGUUCCGAGUUCACAUCUCCAAGCAUAGACAGAGUUAUUGACUCAAAAUCUCCAAGAAACCUUAGUAGGAUCACCAAUAAUAACCUCAAAGAAUCUCAAAGAACCCUUCCUGGCUCAGGAUCUGGUACCCUCACUGGUUUAGAUGAGAACUCAGUUCUCAAGCCUUUCAUAGAACAUCAUUCCAGCUCAUAUUAUGAAAAUGAUACAGAAGAUCCACAGUCUGACAUCACAGUGAUACACCUACUUCCCUUUGGUGCAAAAGGAUCAGGGAGUCAAGAACAGGCUAAGCAUGAAAGACCCCACAUGAAGAAGCACAGGUUCUCCCAGAUGAACGCACCGGCCCAAAAAACCAGGAGGCGUUCAAACCCAAGGAAUAUUUAUCCCAGAAGAAGGCCUGGGGAAGACAUUCCUAGUGAUUUAUUGCUCUUAAACCAAAAGAGCGCAUCUAAAUUUUGGGGCAGAGAAUGGCAUGUUGCUUCUGAAAAGGGUAAUUAUGAGACAAUACCAGCAAAUGGUGAAGACACAGCUGUGGAUAAGCUGCCGAACAGCCCUCAAAAUCAGAAUACCUCAACACCUUGGGGAGAUAGCGCCUCCCACACAAACACAACAGGAAAGCUAAGUGGUCUCGCCACGUUUUCUGGUGCUGGACAUAAACCUCCACCAGUAAGGCAGGAGGGAGGACACAGUGGCUUAAAGAAAGGACAGGUAUUCAUCAGGACACGGAAGAAGAAGCAUCGGAAGCUUGCACCUCAUGGUCUUCUCUCUCCAAGGAGCUUUCACCCUCUGAGAGGACAUGGCUACCCCCCACUUUUGGAUAGAAGCUUUAAUCACUCACUGUUACUCCACAAGCCCAAUGAAACAGCUCUUGCCAGAGACCUGAAUCAGACUUCCCCUCCAAUGAGUAUUGACAGGUUCCUUCCUGGCCAUAAUCAGAAUCCCUCAAAUGACACUGAGCAGAUGAGCUCCCCUUUAGAUCCUCAUCAGUCAGUGCCCCCAGAGGAACACUCUCCAACACUUCCUGCCCAAGACAUUGCUCAAACACACUCUACCACAGACCCUAGCCACGAAUCCUCUCCUCCAGAGCCCAGCGAGAGCCCUGAUUAUGACCUAAGCCAUGAAUCCUACCCUGAUGAUAUUGCUCAAACAUCUUUCUUUCCAGACCAAAGUCAAAACUCAUCUCUCUCUUCAGACGAUGGCCAAACAAUACCUUACUCAGACUUAAGCCUUUUUGCCAUCUCUCCAGAAUUAAAUCAGACAAUUAUUUCCCCAGACCUGGUUCAGGUGCCCCUUUCUCCAGAUGACAACCAGGAGAGCUCCUCCACAGACCUGAGUCAGGUGCCCCUUUCCAUAGAUGACAACCAGGAGACCUCCUCCACAGACCUGGGUCAGGUGCCCCUUUCUCCAGAUGACAACCAGGAGACCUCCUCCACAGACCUGAGUCAGGUGCCCCUUUCCAUAGAUGACAACCAGGAGACCUCCUCCACAGACCUGGGUCAGGUGCCCCUUUCUCCAGAUGACAACCAGGAGACUUCCUCCACAGACCUGGGUCAGGUGCCCCUUUCUCCAGAUGACAACCAGGAGACCUCCUCCACAGGCCUGGGUCAGGUGCCCCUUUCCAUAGAUGACAACCAGGAGACCUCCUCCAGAGACCUGGGUCAGGUGCCCCUUUCUCUAGAUGACAACCAGGAGACCUCCUCCAGAGACCUGGGUCAGGUGCCCCUUUCCAUAGAUGACAACCAGGAGACCUCCACCACAGACCUGGGUCAGGUGCCCCUUUCCAUAGAUGACAACCAGGAGACCUCCUCCACAGACCUGGGUCAGGUGCCCCUUUCUCCAGAUGACAACCAGGAAACCUCCCCACAAGACCUUAGCCUCCUCAGCCUCUCUCCAGAAUUCGGUCAGACAUUCCUUUCCCCAGACUUGGAUCAAAUCCUCCUCUCUUCAAACAACAGCCAGGCCACCCUUGCCCCAGAGCUCGGCCUCUUGACCCUCUCUCCAGAUUUUGAUGAGAUAAUGCUAUCUCCAGAUCUCAGUCAGGUGACCCUCUCUCCAGACCUCAUCCAGACAAACCUUCCUCUUAAUCACAGUCACACAACAGCCUCCACAGAGCCCAGCCAAGCAUCCUACCCUUCAGAUUCUGGUCCGUCUUCACCUCUUCCAGAACUGAAUCAGACUCUUCCCCAUCCAGAUCUCCUGCCAUUUCCCAUGCUCAGUAACACCUCUGUGUCAAAGAAAGUUAACCCUCUUGUUGUAGUAGGUCUCAGUAGAGUUGAUGGAGACGACAUUGAGAUCAUUCCAACUCAGGAGCUACAAAGCAUUGACGACGAUGAUGAUUAUGCCGAGGACUAUUAUGUCACCUAUAAUGACCCCUACAGAACAGACACCAGGACAGAUGUCAACUCCUCCAGAAAUCCCGACACUAUUGCGGCAUGGUACCUCCGAGGCCAUGGUGGGAACAAAAAGUUCUAUUAUAUUGCGGCUGAAGAAGUAUCCUGGGAUUAUUCAAAGUUUGCACAAAGCGAAAUGGACAAUGAAGACACUGACCACACUCCAAAGGACACCACAUACAAGAAAGUUGUUUUCAGGAAAUACGUUGAUAGCACUUUCACCAGACGUGAUCCUCGUGCGGAAUACGAGGAGCACCUUGGCAUUCUUGGUCCUCUUAUCAGAGCUGAAGUGGAUGAUGUGAUCCAAGUUCGCUUCAAAAAUUUAGCAUCCAGACCGUAUUCUCUUCAUGCCCAUGGACUUUCCUAUGAAAAGUCCUCGGAAGGGAAAACUUACGAAGAUGACUCUCCCGAGUGGUUUCAGGAAGACAACGCUGUCCAGCCCAAUAGCAGUUAUACAUAUGUAUGGCAUGCCACCGACCGCUCGGGGCCGGAGGAACCUGGCUCUGCCUGCCGGGCGUGGGCCUACUACUCUGCUGUGAAUGUGGAGAGAGACAUCCACUCCGGCUUGAUCGGCCCCCUUCUGAUCUGCCGGAAGGGCACGCUUCACAGGGAGAGCAACCUGCCUAUGGACAUGAGAGAAUUUGUCUUGCUCUUUAUGGUCUUUGAUGAAAAGAAGAGCUGGUACUAUGAGAAGUCCAAGAGGUCAUGGCGAAUCGAACCUCCGGAAGAGAAAAAUUCCCACAAGUUUUACGCCAUUAAUGGGAUGAUCUACAACCUGCCUGGCCUGAGAAUGUACGAACAAGAGUGGGUGAGGCUCCACCUGCUGAACAUGGGCGGCUCCCAAGACAUUCACGUGGUCCACUUCCACGGCCAGAUCCUGCUGGAUAAUGGCACCAAACAGCAGCACCUAGGGGUCUGGCCCCUUCUGCCUGGCUCAUUUAAAACUCUUGAAAUGAAGGCAUCAAAGCCUGGCUGGUGGCUCUUGGACACAGAGGUUGGAGAGAACCAGAUAGCUGGCAUGCAAACGCCGUUUCUCAUCAUAGACAAAGAGUGUAAGAUGCCAAUGGGACUAAGCACGGGUAUCAUAUCUGAUUCACAGAUCAAGGCUUCGGAAUAUCUGAGUUACUGGGAGCCCAGAUUAGCACGAUUAAACAAUGGUGGUUCAUAUAAUGCUUGGAGUAUAGAAAAGGCUGCGUUAGAAUUUCCCUUGAAACCUUGGAUCCAGGUGGACAUGGAAAAGGAAGUUGUCAUCACCGGGAUACAAACCCAAGGUGCUAAACACUACCUAAAGUCGUGCUUCACCACGGAAUUCCAAGUGGCUUACAGCUCCGACCAAAACAACUGGCAGAUCUUCAGAGGAAACAGCACCAAGAAUGUGAUGUAUUUCGCUGGCAAUUCAGAUGCCUCUACGAUAAAAGAGAAUCGAUUUGACCCACCUAUUGUGGCUCGAUACAUCAGAAUACAUCCAACAAAUUCCUACAACAGACCCACCCUUCGGCUGGAGCUGCAGGGCUGUGAAGUGAACGGAUGCUCCAUGCCACUAGGCCUGGAAGACGGAAGGAUAGGAAACAAGCAAAUCACUGCAUCUUCCUUCAAAAAGUCAUGGUGGGGAGACUACUGGGAGCCCUCCCGUGCCCGCCUGAAUGCCCAGGGCCGUGUGAAUGCCUGGCAAGCCAAGGCAAACAAUAACAAGCAGUGGUUGCAAAUUGAUCUGCUCAAAGUCAAGAAGAUUACUGCCAUUGUAACACAGGGCUGCAAGUCCCUGAACUCGGAGAUGUAUGUGAAGAGCUACAGUAUCCAGUUCAGUGAUCAGGGCACGGAAUGGAAGCCUUACCGGCAGAAAUCCUCCAUGGUGGAUAAGAUUUUUGAAGGAAAUAGUAAUACCAAAGGACAUAUGAAGAAUUUUUUCAACCCACCCAUUAUUUCUAGAUUUAUUCGCAUUAUUCCUAAAACAUGGAACCAAAGUAUUGCACUUCGCUUGGAACUCUUUGGCUGUGACAUUUACUAGAAUUUAAUACCAAAAAAGAAAGAAAGAAAGAAAGAAAGAAAGAAAGAAAGAAAGAAAGAAAGAAGAAUUUAAGAAACUCCUUAAGGCCUAAACCAUUUAAAGCAGGCAAUAUGGAAUGGCUAUUUUAAAUUUUAACAAUUUUUUUUUACUAUUUUUCUAAUAGAGAAUAAAGUUUAUAUAAGAAGCUUUUCAAUGUUAAUUUAUCGCUGCUGUUAAGUAAGAUGGAGGCUAUUAUUUCUUCACAACUUUGAAUAUAGAUGGGAAAAUAUUAAGAAGCAGUGAGAAUAUGACUGUCAUGCUGAUUAAAGAUGUCAUGCUGAUUAAAGAUGUUAUAUAAAGUAAUAGUUAUAUAAUGGAAUAAUAUGAUUCAUUGUGGCUCUUUCAAAUCCUGUAGACAUUAAUAAAAGAAAUAUUACUUUUGGAAACUGUC